Molecule: messenger RNA, 1374 nt
Organism: Aspergillus chevalieri
Lineage: Eukaryota; Fungi; Ascomycota; Eurotiomycetes; Eurotiales; Aspergillaceae
Product: camp independent regulatory protein
Exons: 1
Coding region: 1-1374 (457 amino acids)
Molecular function (GO): DNA binding
Source: RefSeq, a predicted model, not a curated record
AUGGAAACAUAUUACGGCCACGUCCGCACUCCUGCGGACGCCAUCAUCCUCUUCGAAGCAUGUCGCAUCGGUCUUCUUCCUCGCGUCCAGCGUCGACUCUCCGAAAAAGAACGUCAAUCCAUCAGAUCCGGCUCAGUUUUUGUGUGGGAUGAGCGCGAGGCAGGCAUGCGACGAUGGACAGAUGGAAAAUCAUGGAGCGCAAGUCGUGUCUCCGGCAGUUUCCUGACAUAUCGUGAAAUGGAAGGCAAGCGGGGAGGUGGAAGUAGCAGUGUCGCACAGUCCGCCGUCUCCAGAGCAGGAAAAACACCAGAAAGCACACGAGGAAGCGAUGACGAUCGGGGGGAAGGCCCCGAUGAAGGUCCUGAUGGCUAUCGAUAUAAACCCGACGGUUUGAUGAAACAGUCCUUCAGCAUCACCACCUCCGCUGGCCAACACCUCCAUCUCAUCAGCUACUACUCCCGAUCACAUCCUGCCGCCGCCAACCUUCAACAACCAUCGACAGAUCCCGCCCUGCGACAUGUCCGACCACAAAAGGGUCUCUACCCUGAAUCGACCGUCAAUGACCAACAGAACUUGCCCGUCGUCACAAGAGGCCCUAUGCCCGGUGCGGCAUAUACGAUCUCUCCACAUCCCAUGGGCGGGUAUCCGCGUCAUGGCGCUAGCCAUCCGCAGUCAUAUACUCCGCCAUAUGCAUGGCCCCCAACACCCAUGGGCACGCCCCCGGCUAUGCCUGUCGCUUAUGGUCCUGGUCCCUCGUAUCUUCCUCCAGUAACAACUGCCAAUGGUCAUGUAGCAUAUGCACAGCCACACCACUCGUUACCGCCGCCACCGUCAACACAGCCUGGUCUUCCUCAUCAAUACGAACGGCCCGUCCACCAUCAUCCGCCUCCUCAUCACCAAAUCGAAAGCACGCUGCCUAACGUGCCAGUAACCGGACCGCCCUCCAUGUCUGCCUUUCCCGGUCGUUCUCCUCGAUUAGUCGACGAUGCACAUCAACGCAGCCCUCCGGGGUACGGAGCUGUCACGAAUGUCUCUCCCCGGCUCCAGUCGCAGCACGCCCCACAGCACGGUCUAGCACCAAGACCCGCGAGUCCGCGGUUACUGAAGCAGCCCCCGACAGCACUACCCCUAGCCAGUCCAAACCCACCACCAAGAACAGCAGAAGCAAGCACGGGUACCACAGUACCCAGCAUCGAAGCCCUGGUCAACGGCGCCCCUCCGGGCCCCUUGCCCGCCAUCACACCUGCAUCGGGGAGCCCUCACGGAGCUGGUCUCCGCGCCGAAGGGCCACGGGAUAUCCCCAGCGAAAAGAUUGGUUUUGGAGGAGAGGACAUGCGUGCACUGCGGCAGUUGGAUCGGGUGUUCACCGCCUAA